AUGUCAGAUUUGCGUCCCAUUUCAUUAUGUAAUGUGGUGUACAAAAUUCUCUCUAAACUCCUCGCCAACAGAUUAAAGAAGUGUUUGGAUAAGUGCAUUAGGGAGGAGCAAUCAACUUUCGUGGAGGGAAGAUCGAUCCUUGAUAAUGCUAUGAUUGCCUUUGAAGUUAUUCACGCUCUUAAAAGAAGGAACUCGGGGAAUAAUGCCCACUUGGCUCUCAAGAUUGAUAUUAGUAAGGAGUAUGAUCGUGUGGAUUGGAGUUUUUUGAGGGGUAUGUUGUGUCGGUUGGGUUUUGCGGAGAGGUGGAUUCACUGGAUGAUGACGUGUGUUUCGUCAGUGAAUUAUUCUGUACUUGUGAAUUCGGAUAGCAUUGGUCCUAUUCAACCAGGAAGAGGGUUGAGACAGGGGGACCCUCUAUCCCCCUAUCUCUUAAUUCUUGUUACAGAAGCUCUUUCGUCUCUGGUUAAAGGAGCAGUGGCUCGUGGGGAUAUCCACGGGGUUCAGAUAUGCAGAGGGGCACCUAGUGUGGAAAAUCUCAUGGAGGUGCAUAACAUUAUGGAGAUCCUUAACUUAUAUGCCGAUGUCGCGGGCCAAGAAAUUAAUUUGUCCAAAUCUGAGGUGUUCUUUAGCAGGAAUAUCAGCAUUUCUGCUCAGAAGGAUUUGGCUAACAUCAUGGGAGUGCGUCAUGUUCUUGGUACUGGAACCUACCUGGGGCUCCCUUCCCUUAUUGGUCGCAGUAAGAAGGUCAUCUUUGGGUAUGUGAAGGACAAAAUUUGGAAGAAGAUUAAUUCGUGGAGGGGUAGGCCGGUUUCUAAAGCAGGCAAGGAAGUUAUGAUCAAAUCGGUGCUGCAGUCUAUUCCAUCUUAUGUUAUGAGUCUGUUCGUUCUUCUUGAUGGCAUUAUUCAUGAUAUUGAAAAAAUGCUUAACGCAUUCUGGUGGAGUGGUAAUUGUAAUCAAAGUUGCAUCAAGUGGAUGGCGUGGGAUAAGUUAACAGGUCCUAAGAGUGCAGGGGACUUGGUUUCCGAGACCUCAAGGUGGAGUAUUGGUGAUGGGAGGCAUAUUCCAGUGAUGGGUGCACCUUGGCUUCGAGGUCGUACCGAGGGUAUAUUGAGUGGGCCUCAACGUCAAGAUGUUUAUGGUCUUUCUGUUAGUGAUCUCUUAUCUCCUGUUGGUAAAUGUUGGAAUGUCCCUUUAAUCAGGGAGAUGUUUGAUUCCGAUGCUGGGAAAGCUAUUCUCCAAGUUCUUUUAAUUGUUGAUGUGGUUGAAGAUAAGUGGAAUUGGAAAGAGGAGCAAAAUGGGUGUUACAGUGUUCGGUCAGGGUACAGGUUAUGGAGGAAGGAGGUACGGUCGCCUUUCCAGGGGGUGGCUGGAGAUUGGAGUAGUCUUUGGAAUAUUAAGGCUCCACCUAGAGUGAAGCAUCUUCUUUGGAGGAUUUGUAUGUAUUGUCUCCCCACAAGAGUUAGGCUGCAACAAUUUCAUGUGCCUUGCUCAACUGUUUGUCCGUUUUGUGAGUUAUAUAUGGAGGAUUCGUGGCAUGUGUUCUUCGGUUGUGAUGUUGUGAACCGGUGCUGGCAAAGUGCAGGUUUGGCUCAUAUUGUGGAUCCUCGUAAGCAUAAUUUCCAUGAUGCUACCUCUUUGAUUUUUGAUAUAUGUUGUAAGGAAGAUUCAUUGGUGGCGGGGAGAGUUGCGGUUAUGAUUGAUACUAUCUGGAAAAACCGUAAUAACAUGAUUUGGAAUAAUGAAAGUGAGGCUCACAAUAUUCUCGGACUUCAUGCUCUUUGUAAUUGGCAAGAUUGGUUCAAGGCUCAAACUCACAUAGCUAGGGAGCACACCCCCUAA
Molecule: messenger RNA, 1839 nt
Organism: Vicia villosa (hairy vetch)
Lineage: Eukaryota; Viridiplantae; Streptophyta; Magnoliopsida; Fabales; Fabaceae
Exons: 3
Coding region: 1-1839 (612 amino acids)
Source: RefSeq, a predicted model, not a curated record